Messenger RNA from Seminavis robusta, 1420 nucleotides. Lineage: Eukaryota; Bacillariophyta; Bacillariophyceae; Naviculales; Naviculaceae. The record is from the annotation of a GenBank genome assembly.
AGCACUCGUGCAGUAGGCGCGGGCCCGGCUACUGGCAGCGCUUCAUCAACAUCCCCAACCGCAACACCACAACGAAAAGGACAGCUCAAUCCACAUCGCCCUUGACACUACACGCUUAUGAGGUCAACAAGGCCACGCAUUUUUUCGAUCAGACCAUAGCGCUUGCUUAGCGGUUCCCAAAGUGUUCCUCCCAGUCAUGCACGCUCCCUCGGUGCAGGUACUCACUGCUUGUCUACAUCGCCAUCUUCUUUCACCAUGGCGGACACACUUGGAACUGAUUCCAGCAAGAAGCGGCGUUCUUAUGCUUCUGUGACCUCUGCCACUGCCGUUGGAACGAAGAAGAAAACCAGGAAAGCGAAACCCAAACCUUCCGCUGCGGAAGUUGCUCGUGGUGCCACAGAAUGGAAGGUGGAUGAGUUCUAUUCUUGGUCUGUGGAAACACAAACUAGCAAGUUGCCUUUCUGUCUUGCGGAGGGAAUCAGUCUCCACCAAUUUGAGAAAAUGAUUGAGCAUCGUGAAAAAACUGGACGGAGCUCCCAAACCGGUGGUUGCUUUAAAUGGGAGUUCAGAGCGGGGAAGGCCUGGAUCUAUGAACUUCCUCACCGGUGUCACGAGGAAGCUGCUGGACAGCUUGCCCAAGAGAUUGUCCUGGGAUUGGGAGCCCAUGGCAGGGAUGUUAAGAUUCCCCCCUCUCCUCGCAUGGCUGACAGCAACGGCGCCCUCUCUGCCGAGCCUGACAGUUCUGUUGAAGUUAGAGGUGGUGGUCGCCCAGGACCUGGCAGCCCAGAUAGAAGUGACGCACAGGGGAAUCGCUUUUCCAACAUUGUUUUUGAGGUCGCCUACAAUGAAUCUGAGCGUCAUGUUCGGGCGAAAGCACAGGCCUGGCUGCUGACAGCUCCAACCCAACCACAGUAUGGGGUGCAACAAGGCAUUGUGGUCAAGAUUGGUACGAACGUGCGAGUAAGUGGUCAUCGAACAAUGAAAGCUUUUCGUUAUGAGCGUGCGAACCUUGGCAAUCCCGUUCAGGAGAUUGAAUUUGGACAUGAUGGUCCCAAUGGUGGAGCUACAGCGGCUGGAAUCCCUGCGAUGCAGAUAAAUGUUCCAACCGUAAGCAUCUAUCACCCUUUGGCAGUUCCGGAUGGUUUGGGACCGUCAAUCCCGAUCGACCUGUUUGAAAUUCGGCAAGUGAUUGAAGACUCCUUUUGAGACGUUUCAGGUAUCCAACGAUGAGCAGAGGAACAACGUCUACCGCCAUCUUCACCAAAUGGAGAACUUCAGGUACUAGUACUAUGGCCAUGCCUUCGGAGGUGGUUGUUUGACAUCCAUCUCGCUGGAGCGGCAGUCGUCCAUUAAUAGUUCUAAGGUCAGACCUGAUAGAUUUUGUGAGAGUAGACAUGUUCAAUGAAUGGAUGUGGGGUGU